AUGACUGUUGCUGGACCUUUGAGGAGCAAUUUUGUGGAAUGCGUGCGAGGUCAUGAUUGCAGGAGCUUGUUUCCAUUCAAUGGAACUAAUCUGUCUGAUGAAAAUGGCGUAUCUGUUCGGCUCGGCUCUUGUGGGAGAUCUUCCAGCCUCAAACUUUCGCUAAAAAACAUCCAUGGCACAGGUUGGCUGGAGAAUGGCACUGUUGGUGAGCACGUUCUUUCCUUUGGAACCUCCCUGACAGCAGCGAGGGACUAUGGCCUAUCCAUUGAUGCGAGCUUUGGUUACAUUCUUUGCUGGUGUGAGAGAUCCUGCAACCAGCCCGAAGACUUCAUUGUUGAUGCUGGCCAGCUUCGUGUUUCUGGUCCCAUCACCAAUCAAGAAAAACAUUGCUAUAGAGGGCAGCCGUGUCUUCUGAAGCACAUUGAAGGUGUCAAUAUGGAGGCGGGGGACAUGAUCAGGAUCUUGGAAGAAUGUGGUGAAGGCUCCGCUUUAUAUGAUUUUCCUGGGAGCGGUCUUCUGGUGAGCGAUGAUGGUGAAAACUUUACCUUCCACGUGAACGAAUCUCUUCCAGUUGGUGCGGCACCCGGUAUCUACCAGAUGUGCUUUUGCCGGCCAGAUCCUGGCUGGUCAUGUGAGAACGUGUCAAGCUUCAUGGUCAUCGUGGGCCCAAUGUUCGUUCACGGACCUUUCGAGCGGAUCACAGAUUGCACGGUUGGUGCUCUUUGCACUGUGAGCUUUACGGGUAUUGCCUUAUCAGAGGGAGAUGUACUCCGAAUUGUCAGAUUAAGCGAGGAUUCAGCAAACAUCUGCAGCAACACAACGUAUUAUCUGCAAAAUGCGACACUGGCCCCAGACGUUUCGAGAGGCUUAGGCUUGCAUAUCGAUUUGGGUGUCCUCGGCAUGAACACCGCAGGAACCUAUCAAGUGUGUUGGUGCCCUGUACAGGAAAUGUGCCUGUCAAGUUCUUCCUUCCAAGCUCCAGCAGGAAUUUUACGAGCAAAUUGUCCUGCAGGCUACUACUUCAGAGGAUUGAAUUGCAGACUCUGUGGAAGUGGCUACUAUUGCCCAGGAGGUGAACCAGCAUUUGCGGUCAGACUUCCUUGCAGGGAGGGGGAGACAACUGUAGGUCCGACUGCAUCGGCGGAUAGCGAAUGUCAAUGUUCAAAGGGAUACUAUUCCUUUAAGGGCACGUGCGUCGUCUGCCCCAAAAAUUUCUUCAAGCCCAACAUCAGCAGCGAAGAGGAAUGCACAGCAUGCCCUCCUAAUCAGACAACAUUCACCCAAGGUGCGAUCUCCAUUUCUUCUUGUGUCGGAGCAAAUGUGACAGCUAGCAAUGUAUCAGCUGCUCCAGCUGUUAGCUUCCGCUUAUCUGUCACAGCCGACUCUUCUACCAACCUAACAGACGAAGAUUUGUGGAAGCAGCUGGUCGACACGUUGCGGAUAAGCAUAGGCAGCGCGAGCCGAAUGGAUGUGGAUUCUCUCAGCAUCAGCUUGGCGCCUGCUUCCAGUUCUGCUGCCAGACGCUUAUCAGAGCCUUUGGAGGUGGUGAUACGAAUCAGAUACGCCACAGCACUUCUUGCAAAUAUCUCAGCGCAAGAGCUGGAUGUUGAUGACUUGGCCAUGGACAUUGACAGUGCUCUGCAACAAGACCCAGCAUUGAGCAACUUGCGAGUGGAUGUGUCGGAUCUUGGCACAGAGAUGGUGCGUAUAGAGUGCCCAAACCAUGCCAGCCUACCACCCGGAGUCCUGGCAACACAUUCCGGUGACUGUGCAUGCCGGCCAGGCUACGCGCAUGAUGCAGUUAGCCAGACGUGCAGUCCGUGUGCCCAGGGUCGAUUCAAAUCAUCCUUGGCAAACGCAGAGUGCGAAAACUGUGAUCCUGGAAGAUGGACGCUGGAGGAUGGUCAGUCGGAUCCAGCUAAUUGCUGGUGCAAUGCAGGGACGUAUGAGAACGAGAGCGGUACGUGCGAACCUUGUGACAUUGGUUAUUACUGCGACGGGAGAAAUUAUCAAACACUUUGCCCGCCAAACUCCACAACAAUUUCCAUGCUGUCUACAGCUAAAGCAAGCUGUCAGUGUAAAGAGGGGCACCAGAGGGUGAGUGGCGCAGUCGAGAUGACUUGUGAGCCAUGCGCCCCAGGGCGAUUCAAGGAAGUUAUUGGCAAUGAUGAAUGCACCCAAACUUGCCCGACAGAUGCUACAAGCAGGCCCGCAGCUAGCCGGAAAGAAGACUGCUUUUGCGAGCAGGGCUUUCACGCGGACUUGAAAGAUCAAAAUAGGAAGGAUAUCGAACGUUGUAUCGAUUGUGGUCCAUACAAUGGCUUGAUCUGUCAGGGUGGCCUUGAUGAAGAGGGUCAACAUGUGCAGCCGAAGGCUGUUGCAGGAUGGUUCCAGACUGGUAGGUCCUCGGCCCUGCCGUGCCAAGUGACACGAGAUGGCUUCAGUGUUUGCCUCGGCAAUACUUCUGGAGGCCAUAUUGAGCCAUUUGCCGGCUUUCCCAAUGCGUGCGCUAAUGGAUCUACCGGCAUGCUUUGUGGUGAGUGCCCAGCAGGAUGGGCCAGAGGGGCGUACUUGGAGCCUUGCGAACCUUGCGACGCACAUAGUGCGCUCGCGUUUGGCUUGGCCAUUGCUGCAGACCUGGGUCGAACCACGCUGCAGAACUUCGUCAAAGCAGCAAUGGCUGCAGGAGGAGCCGGAACGCUGAAGCCGUUGCACACGGUGACGCUACGGAAUUUCCAGCACUGGGUGGAUGCUUGCUCCAUUCUAGCGGACUUUAACUUGACACGGAUGCGGCCGUUCGACUUCUCCCUGGGCGAUAAGACCGAACAACCAGAAGCUGGGGAGCCCGUUGCAAUGCCGCAUUUUGCGUGGCCCGCGGCAGCUACAGAUGCCAUGACUCUGUGGUUUCACGCUUUGUCCCUGGUUCCAAGAGUGAAUGUGGACUUUGCGGCACAAUGCCAGGCUGACGCCUGGUUCGGAGGAAGCCAGGCGGCCAAGCGGGUUGUCCCAGCCGUGUAUUACCUGACCCGUCCUGUCUUGACAUUCUUAGGCAGCAUCAUCAUUUGCCUGCUUGUGGUCUACGUUGCAAUUCCUUUAAUAAACAUGACCGGCUUUGCCAUCAAUGAGCGAGCAGGGCUGAUCAAAAAAGUCACGAACCGAUUGCGGAAUGCUGCAUUGAAAUUGAAAGCAAACGAUGAGGCUUCCCACACGGGUGAUUCCCAGGGCCAGGUAUGUUACCUCAGCAAAUACCUGCCUGGCAUGGAUUUGAGCGACUGGAACGUGGGCUACAAAGCCUUGGCGGACGUUCCAACUUCGGUUUUUGAAGUUGUCACUGGUCAGCAGAGGAGCUUAGUACAUUCGCCAAAGCAUACCUUUAAGCCUUAA
This is a messenger RNA of Symbiodinium pilosum, 3384 nucleotides long. The record is from the annotation of a GenBank genome assembly. Lineage: Eukaryota; Dinophyceae; Suessiales; Symbiodiniaceae.